Molecule: messenger RNA, 777 nt
Organism: Rhodamnia argentea
Lineage: Eukaryota; Viridiplantae; Streptophyta; Magnoliopsida; Myrtales; Myrtaceae
Product: selenoprotein F
Exons: 4
Coding region: 106-600 (164 amino acids)
Cellular component (GO): endoplasmic reticulum lumen
Molecular function (GO): oxidoreductase activity
Source: RefSeq, a predicted model, not a curated record
UACGGCCAUCCUUCUUCCUUUCUCCACGAGCGAGCACUGAGCAGGGGAGUAUAGAGUUGGCCAAAGUUCGGGGUCUGACUCGCGCGAGUUGACUCGAAGUUGGAGAUGAGCUUCGAAGCAAUGUCGGUGCGCGGUUAUGGACUGGUGAUGCUCGCGAUCGUCGCGUCAUCGUCGCUCGUGUCUUCGCGAGAGCAGCUGAGCGCCCGACAAUGCGAGGAUCUAGGGUUCUCGGGCCUCGCCCUUUGCUCCGAUUGCAACGCCUUCGCCGAGUACGUCAAGGACCAAGAGCUAGUAUCUGACUGUUUGAAGUGUUGCACCGAAGAUUCUGAUGACGAGACUAGCAAGAUCACUUACUCUGGGGCAGUACUGGAAGUUUGUAUGAGGAAACUAGUCUUUUAUCCUGAAAUUGUUGGUUUUAUUGAAGAAGAGAAGGACAAGUUUCCUUCUGUUAAAGUCCAAUAUGUUUUCAACUCACCACCAAAAUUGAUCAUGCUGGAUGAGGAUGGCCAAUUCAAAGACACGAUAAGGAUCGACAACUGGAAACGUGAACAUGUCCUACAGUUUCUGAGAGAGAAGCUUAAACCUGUUUUGCCAAAGUAAAAAGAGUCAGGUUUGGCCGGAGGCGAUGUUGUAGAUUAGACACGAUGUUCCGUUUGAACUUAUUGAAGCAGUCUAAUGAUUCUGGUAUGGAAGGUAGAUGCCUGAUAUUUAUCUCUCUAUAAUUCUGACGACUGGUUAUGUUAGAAUCUCAUGCGAUAAAGGUUUCUCAUUCUAUGU